AUUUAUUAACGAAUUUUCUCUAGCAGUGCGACUAGAAGGUGUGAAGAAACUUUUUUUGAAACUAUUGCUAUUUGUCGAACAAAAAAAUCUUUGUAAAAAAACAAAAUGUACAUUGUUGAAAAGUUUUGUGCUGAUUUGUAACAUAAGCAACCUGAAUUAGCUUACUGGUACUUAUAUUUUUCAGCUGCUUUACUUUAUCAACGUUUUUUCACACCCAAUCACCUCUGCUUAUUACUUUAAAUAUUGUUUCAAUUUACGAACUAGCUAGGUUUUUUCCACCUAUAUAAUAUAUUUAAAUUACUAAUUUUUGAUUUGCUUAUUUAAACUCAAUAUAAAAUUAUUCCCAGUUCAGCAAAAUCGAGCAACCAUAACAACUAUAUAAGUACUACCAUGUUUCCAUAGAGCAUAGCAGUAGUAAUAAUUUAAUAAAGAGAUAUUUUGCCCACAACAUUAUUUUUGUAUGACCAUCUAGUUAAAUUUUCCUAUUCCACGUUGAGUAAAUCGAAAUUACAUAACUUUAAUAGCCUAAAUGCUAUUAUGUUUCCAUAGAGCUUAGGGAUAGUGGAGUGAUAUUUUGCCGACAACAUUAUUUUCGUAUGCAAAUCUAGUUAAAUUUAGAAAAUGGACAAUUCUUUAUUGAGCCGAUUUUUCGGCGGAAAAGGAGCUGAUCUUCCGGACAUUAAACUUGAUCCGGCAGAUCUUCCUCCUCCCCCAACCCCUCCAGAAACAUCCAAGGACACAAAAAAUAAACCUGGAGACAAAUGGUCAAAUUUUGACCCAACAGGUUUAGAAAGAGCGGCAAGAGCUGCUAAAGAAUUAGACCAUUCAGCCAAUGCAAAAGAUGCACUUGAGCUAGCACGAAUGCAAGAGACGACCAAGCAAGUUGAGUUUCAGGGCAAAGUAAAGGAGUAUGAAAUGAACUUGGAGCAUUUGAAAAUGGAUCAGAUUAAAAUGCAAGGGGAAGAAAGAAGAAAAACUUUAUCACAAGAUGCAAAGAUUAAAAAAGAGCAAGCAGAGUACCAAGACCUGUUAGCUCGACGUAGAUAUGACGACCAACUUAAACAGCAAUCCCUGAUGAAUGAAGAUAAUCUAAGAAGACAGGAACAGUCGGUUGAAAAACAAGAAUCAAUGAGAAGAGCCACCCUGGAGCAUGAAAUGAAGUUACGACGAGAUAAUGAAAUGGCUCGUGCUGAGGCAGAAGCUAUUGCUCGUGCAAAAGCUGAUCGUGCAAAUAAAGAUAUUCGACGUGAAGAAAUCAAGUUAGAAGCGGCAGAAAAAAGAGAAACUGUCUUGGAAUCAAUCAAGACAGCUGGAACUGUUUUAGGUGACGGUGCUAAAGCUUUUCUUGGAGAUUGGGACAAAAUCACAACUGCUGCCUUUGGUUUAACUCUCGUUGCUGCUGGAGUCUACACUUCUAAAAAUGCGAUUGGAGUUGCCGCUCGUUAUAUUGAAGCGAGACUCGGAAAACCUUCGCUUGUCCGUGACACAAGCCGAUUCACCGUGCUUGAAAUGUUUAAACAUCCGAUUAUUACAACGCGGAGAUUACUUAGUCAUCCUGAAGAUGCAUUGAAAGGAGUCGUGCUAAGACCCACCUUAGAGGAGCGUGUUAGAGACAUCGCCAUAGCGACCCGAAACACCAAACGAAACAAAGGUGUAUAUCGUAACAUUUUGUUACAUGGACCACCUGGUACAGGGAAGACCUUGUUUUCUAAAAAACUUGCCAUGCAUUCUGGUAUGGACUUUGCAAUCAUGACAGGGGGUGAUGUGGCUCCGAUGGGUCGUGAGGGGGUCACAGCCACCCAUAAAAUGUUUGAUUGGGCAAACAGCAGCAGGAGAGGUUUGCUCCUUUUUGUUGACGAAGCCGAUGCAUUUUUACGGAAACGAGCAACUGAAAAAAUCAGCGAAGAUUUGAGAGCAACUUUAAAUGCAUUCCUCUACAGGACUGGAGACCAAUCAAAUAAAUUCAUGAUGGUAUUAGCAAGUAACCAACCUGAACAGUUAGAUUGGGCAAUAAAUGAUCGAAUUGAUGAAAUUGUGGAAUUUUCAUUGCCAGGUUCUGAUGAAAGAGAACGUCUGGUGCGACUUUAUUUUGAUAAAUAUGUUCUUGAACCUGCUAUGAACACUAAACAGCGUCUAAAACUCGGUGAUUUCGACUUCAGCACUAAGUGCUCUGAGAUCGCAGAUAAAACUGAAGGAAUGUCGGGUCGUGAGAUUUCAAAACUUGCUGUGGCGUGGCAGGCAUACGGAUAUGCCUCCACAGAUGGCACGUUGACUGAAGAAAUGAUUGACGAGAGAGUUAACGAAGCAGUGGCACAACAUAAGCUUAAAAUGGACUGGCUCAAGCACCAUUCUGGUGACCCUUCCAUUGUCGGCGCACCAGAUACAUCAGACCCAUUGUCACCAAAAAGCACGGACUAUGCCUCUACAACUAUGUCAAAAAAUUAACAUAAUUAAUAUUCAUUCCGUAUUAUCUGAUCUUCGUGAACGUAAUUUAAAAAAGAUCAGAAAAUGUACUUUGUUUUAUCACAGACAACAAUUCAGUCAUUGGUUUUAGUAGCAAAUCUACAAUAAAAGUCCUUUGUAGGCAAUUCAAAAAGUCGCAUUAUUACACAUCGCAUAAAAUGAACAAAAUAUUUAAAAA
Ciona intestinalis (vase tunicate) is the source of this 2641-nucleotide messenger RNA. NCBI's taxonomy places the organism in Eukaryota, Metazoa, Chordata, Ascidiacea, Phlebobranchia, Cionidae. The record is from RefSeq and is a predicted model, not a curated record.